Sparassis crispa is the source of this 1650-nucleotide messenger RNA. RefSeq lists its product as hypothetical. The transcript has a single exon. Gene Ontology annotation, biological process: DNA integration. NCBI's taxonomy places the organism in Eukaryota, Fungi, Basidiomycota, Agaricomycetes, Polyporales, Sparassidaceae. The record is from RefSeq and is a predicted model, not a curated record. Bases 1 to 1650 code for a protein of 549 amino acids. Gene Ontology annotation, molecular function: nucleic acid binding.
AUGAUUAGAGAAAAGCUAGUGACUGGUCUUAUGCUGAAUUCCAAGCAGCAGCCUGACCUCAUUUGCGAACCAUGUCUGGCUGGUAAAAUGCAUGCCAAUCCCUUCCCUACAUCGGACAGUCAUGCCUCCAAACCCCUAGAAUUAAUUCACACAGAUGUCCAUGGACCUCUGCCUGUGCGUACACACUCAGGAUAUCGGUACUGGACCACCUUCAUAGAUGAUUACAGCCAAUUCAGGGUUGUGCUAUUGCUAAAGGCCAAGAGUGAAGCCUUUGAUGCUUUCAAGCAAUAUAAAGCUUAUGCUGAAAAUCUGCUUGAAGCAAAAAUCAAGGCUGUCCAGGAUGACAAGGGUGGAGAGUACAUGUCCAAUGCCUUUAUACAGUUCACUCAGGAGGCAGGGAUUGAACGCAGACAUACCACCCGCAAUAGGCCACAGCAGAAUGGAGUUGCAGAGCGAGCCAAUUGCACAAUGGACAAUGACAUCACUGCUAUGCUAGCAGAGUCUAAACUGCCUCCUUCCUUCUGGGGAGAAUGUAUUGCAUCUAUGGUGCAUGUCUGGAACCGUCUGCCUACAGCAGUGGUGAAAGGUGCAACUCCCUAUGAGCUGUGGCACAAGCGGAAGCCAGAUGUUAGCCAUCUUCGUGUUUGGGGCUGUACUGCCUAUGUGCAUGUACAGAAGGAUCAGCAUACAGGUCUGGGACCACACAUGCAGAAAUGUGUGUUUAUUGGUUAUCCAGCAGGAUACAAGGGGUGGAAGUUCUAUAAUCCUGACACCAAAAAGACUAUAAUCUCAGAACGUGCUGAUUUUGAUGAGCGCUACUUCGCCGGCCUCAAAUGCACUCCUGAUAUUCCUCCUCCAUCCCCUAUGUCAUUUCCACCUGCAGACAUUAUUCCUCCACCUGUAGCACCUGUACCUGGACAGGAUUUAGGGGGAGAUGAUGCACAUGUGCCAAAUCCUGUACCUUGUCCAGUCACCCCAGAAGCUGAUCCACCUGCACCACCUCCUGCACCAGAGCACCCAGUAACUCCACCACCUCCAGAUCCUCCAGUCCAUCAUAGAGUUCCAACUCCUCCUCCAUUUGAACCUAUAGAUCAUCGACCAAUUGCUCAGCAUCGGGUACCUUGCAAUGUUAGGCCCACCUGGAAAAUGCGAGCUUCACCACCACCUGUGCAGAAUGCAGAGUCUGAGGAUGAGUUAGAUGUGAUAGAUGCAGAUGCAGGCUUUGUUGAAGUCCAGUUUGCUGGUCUAUCUGCUGGAGCAGACCCUUGGACCUAUAAACAGGCCAUGGGCAGUCCUGAUGCUGAUAAGUGGCAGCAAGCGGCCAAUGAAGAGAUUGUGUCUCUAAUGGCCAAUAACACAUGGGAAAUUGUUCCACUGCCACCAGGCAAAAAGGCAAUAGGCUCAGGCUGGGUGUUUAAGGUGAAGCACAAUGCAGAUGGUUCUGUAGAGCGCUAUAAAGGCAGAUUAGUUGCCAAGGGUUACAGUCAACGCCCUGGCUUUGACUACACAGAAGUCUUUGCUCCCACAUUCCGUCAAUCUGCAUUACGUCUUAUUCUAGCUCUUGCUGCAGCAGAGGAUCUAGAACUUCGCUCUGUGGAUAUCUCAUCUGCCUUCCUAAAUGGAGACUUGGAGGAAGAGAUCUACAUGUAG